UCACUGAGCCGCCGGACUUUCCUGUGCUAGGCAGACGCAGGAGAAGUAGAAGUGUGCUGAAGAUUCUGGCUCGCAUUUCUGCGAUCAUAAUGCGCACGAGAGCGCUACAUGAUACUGCGCAAAUAGAGCGUACUCCUCAAAGGUAUGGUGAUAACGAAUCUAAAUUGAGUUCAACAGUGGAAAGAUCGUCGGCGAUACUUCGUGGGACCUUUGUUUCUGGAUAUGAUGAGGCGAUAGUUUGUUUUGGAUUCGCUACAUGCCUGCUACUCAAUAUCCCUUGGCUGUUCCUAGAUACUGCAUGUCAGUGAAUUCAGGGAGCAGAUCAAUAUCUCUGCUACA
This is a messenger RNA of Aaosphaeria arxii CBS 175.79, 339 nucleotides long. RefSeq lists its product as uncharacterized. Lineage: Eukaryota; Fungi; Ascomycota; Dothideomycetes; Pleosporales. The transcript has a single exon. The coding region runs from base 90 to 308 and encodes 72 amino acids. The record is from RefSeq and is a predicted model, not a curated record.